This is a messenger RNA of Caenorhabditis bovis, 849 nucleotides long. Lineage: Eukaryota; Metazoa; Nematoda; Chromadorea; Rhabditida; Rhabditidae. The record is from the annotation of a GenBank genome assembly.
AUGACAAUUUUCACGAAAAGCGAAACCACCGAGGAGACCAAAAAGCCAGUCGAUGGUGCCAAGGAAGAGAACCCAAAGCAGGUUGUCGUCUGCGAAGCUGAAGAGGAAAAACAUAUCAGCAAUUGCGGAUGGAUUCCGAUGGAAGGCGGAAAUUUUGAUAGGCCAAAGGAGAAGAGAAGCUCGUCGUUCGGACCAUUGUCCAUUAUUCGGCUUUCUCCGUCGCCGCUCGCCCGAACUCCGUCGCCAUCACCGCCAGAUUAUGAUAAUGCAAUGAACAAUAGAAGGAUGCGCCAAUGCACGAAACUCACCUUCACUCUUAUCGCCAUUUUCUGUUUCGUCAUUCUCGUCUCUGUUGCUUAUCAAAAGGGAGUCUACCACGGAUGGAACGCAGCAACUUACUCAAACAAGGGACUUACUGAGAGACUUGUUCAAAACGUCGAGAUUAAUCCAACCGAAUCUUAUGAGAAGAUUCAAGUGCCAAGGUUCGGCGCCAACCGACCCGCUGUGUUUUUGCACGAUUUCAAAAAGAAUUUGACUGCUAUUGUCGAUGUGAUGGGAAAACGAUGCUUUGUGAAGGAGCUUGAUCGUGCCCGUGUUGCGUCGCCAAAAAGUUUCAUCGACAUGCUUAAAGCAAUUGAUUCUACAACUCCCGAUCUUCGCUCUUUGAACACCCGCGUUGUUCGUGAAAGCUUCCGCGUUGGAACCGCUCUCAAUGAAUCUGAGAUCGCAAAACUUUCGAGCCCAAUGCUCAUCAGACAUUGUGCAUUCCGUCCAACCUACAUGCUCAGCAGACAAGAGCAGAAAACCCGCUCAAAACGAGGCAAUGCGUAUUCCAUGAUUCCUAUCUAA